Hyaena hyaena (striped hyena) is the source of this 2884-nucleotide messenger RNA. RefSeq names its product VOPP1 WW domain binding protein (gene VOPP1). The transcript is spliced from 5 exons. Gene Ontology annotation, cellular component: cytoplasmic vesicle membrane. Lineage: Eukaryota; Metazoa; Chordata; Mammalia; Carnivora; Hyaenidae. The record is from RefSeq and is a predicted model, not a curated record. Bases 79 to 597 code for a protein of 172 amino acids.
CCUCUGUCCUGGCGCACGCCCCACGGAGGACGCGUUGCCGACCCGGCAGCGGCGCACACCCGGAGAGGACCCGGAGCCAUGGGCCGCCAGCCCCGGAGGGCGGCGGCGCUGCUGCUCGGGCUGCUCGUGGAGUGCACAGAGGCCAAAAAACAUUGCUGGUAUUUUGAAGGGCUCUAUCCAACAUAUUAUAUAUGCCGCCCUUACGAGGACUGCUGUGGCUCCAGGUGCUGCGUGCGGGCCCUCUCCAUCCAGAGGCUGUGGUACUUCUGGUUCCUCUUGAUGAUGGGUGUGCUCUUCUGCUGUGGAGCCGGCUUCUUCAUCCGGAGGCGCAUGUACCCCCCACCGCUGAUUGAGGAGCCCGCGUUCAACGUGUCCUACACCAGGCAGCCCCCCAACGCCACCCCAGGAGCCCAGCAGCCGGGGCUGCCAUAUUACACGGACCCCGGAGGACCAGGGCUGAAUCCCGCCGGGAACCCCAUGGCGAUGGCUUUCCAGGUCCAACCCAACUCACCCCAGGGAAGCACGGCCUACCCGCCGCCCCCUUCUUACUGCAAUACGCCCCCGCCCCCGUAUGAACAGGUGGUGAAGGCCAAGUAGCAGGGGCACCUGCCUGUGCGACCUCACAGGGGAACAGAGAGAGGCGCGUUCAUUCCACCUCUCUGUCCCCAUCAAUGUUCACUUCUGGGAAUUGUCUCCUGAGCCACUAAGGGCAAGUUCCUCUUUGAUUCCUUCAAAUCAAGCACAGCCCCCUUUCACUUGUUCCGUGGAAGACCAAUAUUUGAAUUCACCCCGUGUCUCUGUUACUUCUGUUUCUGGUGUAAUCUGAGCUCUGGCAGAGUGUGGACAGUCCCCGAGGGCUGACACCUUAGAUCCUGGGGGGAGAGACUAAGGAGGCGGAGGAGGCGGGGCUGGUGCGUGCCGGUGAGCACAGGUGAGCACACGGAGGGCCGCUGCUGGCCCCGACAGCCUCCUCCCAGGCAGCUUGCGGAAGUGAGGCCCCACGGGGCCCACCCUUGUGCCCCUCGUCCUGUGGGUCUUCCUCUUCAAGAAGCAGUUAGACUUGUGGUGUAGAAGAAGCCUUUUAGCCCUUUCUGUCUCCGCUCACUUCCUAAAGAUGAGAGAGGCUGCCCUCCUGCACAGCCACGGCUGGGAGAGCGCUCCUUCUCCUCAAGGAGACGAUGAUCCGGAAUCAGGCCAAGUUGGAUGUCUGCACUUCCCCUGAAAAUCGCUAAGGAAAGUGCUUUAUAUUUAUGAGGAAUUGAUCGAAUUGCUCUCUGCCUCAAACUGGGACAUUGCACUUCAUGAGCUCUUGGUUUGAUGUGGCAACAGUAAAAUGUUUCCCUGUUUUUUAGUGAGUUUGUGGAAGCUCCUGUAGAGUCCUGUCCUUUGAGGUCAGAUUGAGAGUGUCUUCCCUGACCGUCAGCCGCCCUCUGGCUAUGUUCCGACCACAGGUCUCCAUGGCCUUCCCAGAGGCAGCCCUAGAGGUGGGCUGUGACGGAUAGCUUGCAAAGCAGAGAGAAACCGCCGGCUGGGAAGUCACAUCAUCCCCUGGGACAGAGCUGUCCCAGCAGGCCGGGGCCCUAGUUUGUUUGAUCUCAGCAGGAGUGCGUGUCUGACUCUGACGAGGAAAGCUUGCUGGGGGGAAAAAAAAAAGAAAAAGACCAGGAACGCGAAAUCCCAGGACUGCAGGCUGAUCUCUGCAAACAGCACCUCAUAGGUUUCACUGACAACUCAACCAACAUUAGAAUAGAAGGUGUGGUGGGAAAUGCAAACCCUGCCUGAGAAACGAUCUACCCCUGGGAUCCCGCAAGCGGUGAAGCUGACCGUGCAUUGAAACCCAGACUGAGAUCUGACGGCUUGUUAUGUAUAGGAAGGCAAAGGUGGGUAGGUCCCUGUGCUGUAGUAGUGGGUUUUGGGGGGGCAGGGCGGGGGACCCUUAUUUUUGUACGAGCUGAUUGGAGCCUCUUGAGAAAUUGUUACUCAUUGAACUUGAGCAUCAGAACAUCUCGCUGGAGUGGAUGCUGAGUGUUUUCAUUCCCCCAGAUCAGAGGUCCCUUUCCUACUGGGAUCUCUGUAUGGGGAGGGUGGGGGGCCACAGCGGCGCUCUGCUAUACCUUCCUCUGAAGAUGGAGAAUCUGCCCACCUCCCAGGGGGUUCCACAGGAAGCGCUUAGAGCCACACGAACACCCUUGGAAACACAGUUUAUAAACCCAGAUGCUGCUGCUGGGGUCUCUCAGCCACCCUCCGUGACCUCCGAACUCCUGGACUCCGGCUCCUCCCACACUCGAGUCCUGGAGUCCCGGGAGACAGGAAAGCACAACGUUGCCCUUUGCAACCAAGGACAACCACAGGGGUCCAGAAGGUUCCCCUUCCUCCAGGUCUUGUGUUUUGCAUUUUUAAUUUGAAUGUCUCCCUUCACUUUUUUUUUUUUUAAAUCAGGCAGCACAGGAAGAGAUGCCCCUGGAAUUGGAUCCGGGUACAGCUGAUGGAGACCCAGAUAUCCAUGACUUAAUUUUAUCUUUUUUGAUAGCAAAUGAUCUCAGAGACUGGAUGACUUAGGUAGUGCGCAAUCGCUUUGUAUUCUGCGUGCGUGAGGUUAAAUUCCGUUUUCCCCUUGAACCUGGACGAGAACCCCGCUACACUGAACCCCAGUACUGCGCAUAGACAUUCCACUCGUGGGGACGUUUUCCUGGCCGUUCUCAUUUCCCCUGUGCUGUCAGUGGACCGUGUCCCCCUCCCGGACUAGUCCAGCUCCUGGCGUGUUGAUGUCUUAGAGAGUCCGUGGUUAGGAGUAACUGGGAGCCGAUCUGUGCGUGUUCUCUCUGCAACAUUUGGCUCCUUUCUCUUUUUUGUUCUCUUUUGAUAGGGUCCCGUUUCCUAUGUC